AUGCGUUCCUAUGAAAGACAGGGCACUACCCAUUCCCACCAAACACUAUCCUCCAAGGUCAUUCGACAAAACACUGUCCUCCCAGGUCAUUCCAUCAAACACCAUCCUCCAAGGUCAUUCCACCUAACACUAUCCUCCAAGGUCAUUCCACCAAACACUGUCCUCCAAGGUCAUUCCACCAAACACUAUCCUCCUCAGGUCAUUCCACCAGACACUGUCCUCCAAGGUCAUUCCACCAAACACUAUCCUCCCAGGUCAUUCCACCAGACACUGUCCUCCCAGUCCCAGGUCAUUCCACCAAACACUGUCCUCCCAGGUCAUUCCACCAAACACUGUCCUCAAAGGUCAUUCCACCAAACACUGUCCUCCCAGUCCCAGGUCAUUCCACCAAACACUGUCCUCCCAGGUCAUUCCACCAAACACUGUCCUCCCAGGUCAUUCCACCAGACACUAUCCUCCCAGGUCAUUCCACCAAACACUGUCCUCCCAGUCCCAGGUCAUUCCACCAAACACUACCCUCCCAGGUCAUUCCACGAAACAUUGCUCAUGCGAUCUCUUAAAACAUUAAAAUAUCAACACAAGAAUACAGUCACUCUUGACUAUUGGCUGAAACAGACUUUUAUGCUUCUGAAAGGCAGAAAAGUGACAUCUGCACAUUAUCACUGA
This is a messenger RNA of Haliotis rubra (blacklip abalone), 666 nucleotides long. RefSeq lists its product as uncharacterized. The coding region runs from base 1 to 666 and encodes 221 amino acids. The record is from RefSeq and is a predicted model, not a curated record. Lineage: Eukaryota; Metazoa; Mollusca; Gastropoda; Lepetellida; Haliotidae. The transcript is spliced from 3 exons.